GGGGGGUUCGUGAGAGAAUCCUCCCAUCGCUAAGAUGGGGAGCCGGGGGUAACGCCAGAAGCGGGGGAGCCGGUACCACGAGACCCCCCCACCCCCACCCGUGAGGGGGAGCAGCAGCAAUAUAACAAUAGACAUGAAGGAAGAAGCUCUUCCAUUUGAAGAGAAUUCCCGAAUUCAGUGAAGUGAGUGGAGGGAUGGUGCAGAAAAUCAUAUGUUCUUAAAUCUGAUGUACCAGAAGAACUUCGAGUUGUGAAUGGUUCAGAAAAACGUUAUUUCACUUCUACAAUUGCAAACCAGCUACUGCUUGUUUCUCUGCUAGAACAUCUUUGCCACCUGUAUGCACAAAAUCCUGUUCAAUCAAGAUGUUUGUUCCAAAGAUCUGUUUAUCAGUACUAUACCAGUGUCUCUACUGUCUAUCCCAAGUAAUCUGUCGGACAUUUACUAGAAUGGGCUUGCUCUCCUCUUUUGCCUUCUGUGAUGAAUUUAGUACUUUAAGAUUGCAACAUAAUAGAGCCAUUACUCAAUUAAUGAAAGCAGCUAAUCAACAAAUACUUGAAGAGCUUGACAAUGGAGAUUCUCACAUAGUCAGUGAAAAAGAAGUUCUCUUUGAAGCACAAACUUCACGCUACUUAAAUGAAUUUGAUGAGAUUGCAAGACUAGGAAAAGGGGGAUAUGGUACAGUAUACAAGGUCAGAAACAAAUUAGAUGGACAGCUCUAUGCAAUUAAAAAAAAUCUUAUUAAGAAAGCAACCAAAAGAGAUUGCAUGAAGGUAUUGCGAGAAGUUAAAGUGUUGGCUGGCCUGCAACAUCCUAAUAUUGUAGGCUAUCACACUGCUUGGAUAGAACAUGUUCAACAAGCAUGUCCAAAAGAUAAGACAGUCCUGAAGCUGCAGUCACUCAAAAAGUCUUCUGACCAAGAGAGUGGCGAAGACCAGUGUCAUAUUCAAAAUAUGGAAAGCAGCAGUUCCAUUAUCUUUGCUGAUCUUACCUCAGAAGAAAUUAAAUCCUUUGGAAAUACCUUUCUUGAGAAUCAAGAUAAUAAAUCAGUGCAGCAUAUGGAUAUAACGAAAGAUUUUACCAGUGGAGAUGGUGAAGAAAGAAUAAAAAUGAAUAAAUGUGAACCACUCACUGACUCACAAGAAAGUUGCAUAAAUAGUACUGCCAAUGGACCAGUUUAUUUAAAAAAUCAUCUAUCACAUGGACUUCAUUCUAGUAUGAAUAAAGAGAGUAUCAUUUCAAGUGAUUCUUGCACUGAAGGCGAAUGCUCCGAGAAACAUAUGUCUGUGCACAGGCAGUGUGAGAUGGAGUAUUGUCUGAUGCUUCAUAUACAGAUGCAACUGUGUGAAAUCUCCUUGUGGGACUGGAUUGUUGACAGAAACAAAAGAUGUGGUGAGCGAACAGAGGAAUCUUCCAGUCCUUAUCACCUUGUGGAUGUCAGGUGGACAUCAAAAAUUUUUCAAGAGUUACUGGAAGGAGUAUACUAUAUCCACAGCAAGGGAGUCGUACAUCGAGACAUUAAACCCAGAAAUGUCUUUCUAUAUGGAUCAGACCACCAUGUGAAAAUAGGAGAUUUCGGACUGGCUUGCAGAGAUAUUAUACAGGAAAACCCAAACCACUGGUUAAAGACAGAGAAGAUAAAUGGACUAAAACAUACUUCAGGAGUCGGUACUUGUCUGUAUGCUUCACCAGAACAGUUGCAAGGAUCUCACUAUGAUUUCAAGUCAGACAUGUACAGUGUGGGUGUAAUUCUUCUAGAACUUUUUCAGCCAUUUGGAACAGAAAUGGAAAGAAGCAAAAUUUUGACAAGUUUAAGAAAUGGCCAUGUUCCUAGUUCUUUUAGCAACAAAUGGCCAGUACAAACCAAGUAUGUUAAGUUGCUAACCAGUGAGGUAUCAUCACAGAGACCAACUGCUGCUCAGCUUCUUGAAAGUGAACUGUUUCAUAAUACAGAAAAUGUUAUUUGUAGUCUACAGCAGAAGGUGAUGCAGCAAGAGGAAGAAAUUGAAAAGCUUAAGGAGAAAAUAAAAUUGCUUUCAAGAGAAAAAGAAGAUAAAGAUAAGCACAAGAGGCUUGGUUCUCCAGUUUAAGUAGAGCAUCAGUCAGACUGGGUAUACAUGAGUAGGUCAAUAUAACCUAUAAACUUAUGUAAAGUUUCUUAUAUAAAUAUUUAAAAACAC
Molecule: messenger RNA, 2177 nt
Organism: Mauremys reevesii (Reeves's turtle)
Lineage: Eukaryota; Metazoa; Chordata; Testudines; Geoemydidae
Gene: EIF2AK1
Product: eukaryotic translation initiation factor 2 alpha kinase 1
Exons: 17
Coding region: 363-2087 (574 amino acids)
Biological process (GO): protein phosphorylation
Molecular function (GO): ATP binding; protein kinase activity
Source: RefSeq, a predicted model, not a curated record